AUGUCGUCCAGCGAGAAUGCCUGGCCGCCUCCACCACCGGCAGGAGAGACCGACCUGGAGAAGGAGCUCCGGACAGAAGAGGAACGAGAGGCAAAACGCGUUUCCGACGCGAUUGAUCGCGUGCUUGAGGCGGAGCGACAAACGAUGCGGAAGAAGCGGAGAGAAGAGGUCAGACUCUUGCUGCUCGGCCAGUCCGAGUCUGGCAAGUCCACCCUCCUCAAGAACUUCCAACUCAUGUACACCCCCACCGCCCUCCACGCCGAGGCCGCCGCCUGGCGCGCGGUCGUCCACCUCAACCUCGUCCGCUCCGUCAAUUUCAUCCUCGACUUCCUCACCUCCCACACCGAGCGCAACUCCGCCACGCCCGGGUCCUCCGACGGCCACUCCCACGAGCACGGCGGCCAUCGCCACCGGAUGAGCUCCCUCGCAUCCGGCGCGGGACAGGGCUCGGGCAUCCGACCGAGCGAAGUCCGGCGCUACAAGCUCGCGCUCUCCCCGCUGCUCCAGGUCGAGGUCAUCCUCGUCCGCCAGCUGCGCGCCGCGGACUCGCCGCGGUCCCCGGUCUCGUCCCCCACCGUCGCUUCGCCCACGAGCGCGACCGGGCACAGCUUCGCGAACGGACUCGGCGCCCGGAGGGGCUCGAAGCCGGAUUUGGGCACCGCCGAGGGCGGCUCGAUGGACCUGGAGAGCGGGGCGCGCGGGGGCAGCUCGGGGGGCACGCGACACACGGGGGUCGUCGUCCCUGGGGGGAAGGGAUGGAAGCAGCUCUUCGGGUCCGGGGGUGCGAACAGGAAGGGCAAGGACUCGGCCGCGGAGGAGCUCGCGGACGCGCGGAGGAUCCUGGACGCGUGCAAGACGCACAUCGCCGCGUUGUGGGCGGACCCCGACGUCCGCGCUGCGCUGCGUGACGCCAGCUACGCGCUGGAGGAGCAGUCCGGAUUCUUCUUGGACCAGGCGCUGACUGUGGCAGAUGCAUCCUAUGAGCCGACGGUGGAAGACAUCCUACGGGCGCGCCUCCAGACUGCCGGUGUUGAGGAGCAUCGGCUGAUCAUGGAGACAUCGGCGGAACAUGGGCAACAGUGGGUCUUCUACGACGUCGGUGGUUCUCGAGGCCAACGUGCUUCAUGGGUGCCAUUUUUCGAAGACGUCAACGCCAUUAUUUUUAUGGUUUCCACGGCCGGCUUCUGCGAGGUACUCGCCGAGGACCGCUCAGUUAACCGGCUGGCGGAUUCGUUCAAUUUAUGGAAGACCAUCUGCUCAAGCAAGCUUCUCAUCUUGGUCCACUUCAUGUUGGUGCUGAACAAAAUGGACAUCCUCAAGACGCGACUCACAAGUGGGAUCGAGUUUUCAUCGUUUGUGCCAAGCUAUAAGGGCUCCAACGAUGUUGAGGGUGUCACAGAGUACCUGAAGCGCAAAUUCACCGUGCUGCACCACCACCAUUCCCCCCAGAAGCGGCACCUUCACGUGCACUCUACGUGUGCCAUAAAUGUACAAAUGACUUCGGCCGUACUCACCAACAUCCGAAACACUAUCCUCGUCAACUCACUCACCUCGACACACAUCAUUUGA
Epithele typhae is the source of this 1569-nucleotide messenger RNA. Its product is annotated as G-protein alpha subunit. The coding region runs from base 1 to 1569 and encodes 522 amino acids. Gene Ontology annotation, biological process: adenylate cyclase-modulating G protein-coupled receptor signaling pathway. The record is from RefSeq and is a predicted model, not a curated record. Gene Ontology annotation, cellular component: heterotrimeric G-protein complex. Gene Ontology annotation, molecular function: G-protein beta/gamma-subunit complex binding; G protein-coupled receptor binding; guanyl nucleotide binding. The transcript is spliced from 9 exons. NCBI's taxonomy places the organism in Eukaryota, Fungi, Basidiomycota, Agaricomycetes, Polyporales, Epitheliaceae.